AAAGUGUACGUCUCCCCAGCCUCAGCCAUGUAACCGCUGUGACUGCAUCAUCAGCCACUCUCACUACGUGACGCCACAAGCACCGCCUACCGUGUCAUCGUCGCUGUGACAUCACCCCCUCCCUCAGCAGUACCACUGACGUAACACAGCCAGGUAGAGAUGGCGGAGCAGGGCCCAGGGCGAUCUUUGGGCUCGUACUCCCCCGUAGACUACAUGAGCAUCACCAGCUUUCCCCGGCUGCCCGAAGAGGAAACCGGUGGAGAGCCAGGGCCGAGGGCCGGGGAGGACGAUACCUUCCUGGGGGAGCAUGACUCUGAUCCAGACGCCUUUUUGAAAUCAGCCCGCCUGCAGCGAUUGCCAUCCUCAUCUUCCGAAAUGGGCAGCCAGGACGCGUCCCCUCUGCGAGAGACAGUCAAGGAUCCAUUUAGCUCCGACUGCAGCUGCCAUCAGGAUGGUCUUACGGUCAUUAUAACUGCCUGUAUCACUUUUGCUUUGGGCGUCACUAUAGCACUCAUAAUGCAGAUAUAUUUUGGGGAUCCUCAGAUCUUCCACCAGGGUGCAGUAGUGAGUGAUGCUUCCCAUUGUACAGCAUUGGGCAUUAAAGUGUUGGAGAAGAGAGGGAGCUCUGUUGAUGCAGCAGUUGCGACUGCUCUAUGUCUGGGCAUUGUGAAUCCACACACGUCAGGCAUUGGGGGAGGGGGAGUGAUGCUUGUUCAUGACAUCAGAAACAACCUCACAGAUGUCAUUGAUUUUCGAGAGACGGCACCCUCCGGAAUCCAUACCGAGCUUUUAGAGUAUUGGAAAAAUAAGCCUGGUAUUCUGGUUGGUGUUCCUGGAAUGUUGAAGGGGCUAGCCAAAGCUCACGAGAUGUAUGGGAAACUGCCUUGGUUGGAUGUUAUUUCACAAGUGGAAGAAAUUGCUAGUGGUGGAUUCAAUACAACUCAUGACUUGGCUAAGGCCAUCAGUGAAUUGAAGGAAGAUGGUCUGUCAACAAGUUUUCAAGAGGUCUUCUUCCCACAUGGACUCCCUUUGACAUCAGGGACCUUUGUCAGAAGGCUGGACCUGGCAGCAGUUUUGCAUGAAGUAGCAGCAAGAGGGGUGGAAGCAUUCUACAGUAGCAACUUGACAAGGGAAAUGGUUGCUGAGGUCAAUGCACAAGGCGGAGUGAUGUCAGAAGAAGAUUUCAGCAACUACACUGUUUCUGUGGAGAAGCCUGUGCAAACUGUCUACCAAGGUCAUCUUGUGUUUGCCCCUCCUGCCCCACAUUCUGGCCCUGCCCUCAUAACUGCUCUCAAUAUACUGGAAGGGGCUAAUCUUACCAAGCACACAUCUCGUUCUAGUGCCUUGCAUUGGAUAGCAGAGACUCUAAAAAUAGCCCUUGGUUGUGCCAGCAAAUUAGGAGACCCCUCUUUUGAUCAAACAGUGGCCGGCUACGUAGCAGAGAUACUGAGUAAGGCGGAAUCUAGUUUUUUCCGGAAGAAGAUUAAUGAGUUCCACGCCGCCUAUCCUAGUGAUUAUGCAUCCUUCCGCACUCUGCAUGUGGGACCAGCCGCAAGCCAGGCCUUAGUUAUUGGUCCGGAUGACUUCAUUGUGGCCGUUGUCAGCUCUCUAAACCGCCCCUUCGGCAGUAUGAUUAUGACCCCAUCAGGGAUUCUUCUCAACAGCCAAAUACUGGAUUUCUCCUGGAGCAAUAAAAGCACCAACAUCUCUUCCCCGAAUCCUCAAAACAUUGUUGAGCCAGGGAAAAGACCUCUUUCUUUCCUGCUGCCCACUGUGGUGAGGCCAGCGCAGGGUCUGUGUGGUACGUACCUGUCCCUCGGAGGAUCGAAUGGGGAACGAGCAUUGUCUGGUAUCACUCAGGUGCUACUAAACGUCUUAUCUUUUAAUAAGAAUCUAAGUGACAGUGUAGCCCAGGGUCGUCUGCAUCCAGAUCUUGAGACCAACUUUCUGCAAGUGGACAGUGACUUUCCAGAAAACGACACUCAGGGCCUAGAAUCCAGAGGUCAUCAGCUUGACAGAACGCACAUCCUAUCCUUGGUGCACGGCUCACGUAGAAGCAACGACCUAAUCAUUGGCAUUAAGGACCCCCGAAGUACUGAUGCAGAGGCUGCCACCAUAUUGUAAAACAACGCCUGAUUACAACAAAAAUAACCAGGACAUUGAAACCACAAUAUUUCCCAAUGCUUUUUAAAGAGUGUUAUCGUCCCGUUAGCACCUGAACCUUGUCAAGUCGAUCGACCCAAAAUAUACUGGAGAAAUCAGAUUGUAAUUUGUCACCUGAUUAAACACAAAUUUUUGUAUGCCCCCAAACCACAAUCAAUUUACAAUUAAUGAAAAUGUCUAAAACUUAUAAUUUUGGGAAUGUCGUUUUUCUACAUCCCUUUCCUAAAAUCCACCUUGUACUUUAAGAGCAGUUUAAUUUUUAUUAUUUGGUUAAAUUCAUACUCAUAAAAAAUGACCCACUGAUAAAAAAGGCAUGCCAAAGAAAGCAAAGGAUUCUGGUAAAAUUCAGAUAAGUCACAGAGAAAUUAGAGGGGUCAUUGUAUUCAUGUUUACAGUUACACACUUAUUACAGUGUUCAGUGUAGUAAUAUUUACACAGCUGUGGAGAUUUUAUAAAUGUGAGGACUUUUCAAGGAAUGCAAUGAAAAAUCUAUUGUCCUAAGUUAAGCAUAUGUCAAUUUAUGUGGCAGAAAAGUGUGCACAUAUGUUUGCAUGGGUGUAGUAUGGUAUGCCGACGGCCGGACUCCCGGCGACCAGCAUACCGGCACCGGGAGCCCGACCGCCGGCAUACCGACAGCGUGGCGAGCGCAAAUGAGCCCCUUGCGGGCACGGUGGCGCGCUACGGGCGCCACGCUAUUUAUUCUCCCUCCAGGGGGGUCGUGGACCCCCACGAGGGAGAAUAUGUGUCGGUAUGCCGGGUGUCGGGAUUCCGGCGCCGGUAUACUGUGCGCCAGGAUCCCGACAUUCGGCAACCAGAAGACCACCCGUUUGCAUGUGCAUCAGAAUGUGUCUGUCUAGAUUUGUACGCAUCUUAAGCUGGGUACACACUGGGCGAAAUAUCAGGUGUUCGAGCGAGCAGCCGAUAUAUCGCAAAUCGGUCGGUGGGUGUACACACAGAGUAUGCGUGUGAACAACGUCUUUCACAAACAUAUUGCGUCAGCUGUGCAGCACAGCCGAUAUACUGUAUCUGAGUAUAUAUUGGCGCAUCUGGCUGUGUUUACAGGUGGUCAUUCCCUACACUUGCUGCAGGAGCUGGCACAUCGAGCGGACGAUUGGUAAGUGUAUAUGCUUACCUAUACCUGCAGCUCUGUUGGCGCAUCGGCGGGUCUACUCUCAAGUCGACUAAGUGUGUACCCAGUAUUAGACUUGAGGUCCCUCACUCGUAGUGAGGUAUAAUUGGUACAAGCAAAUGUUAGUUAAGUGCAGUAUGUGUAACAUGCUCCUCUGGAUAUAGAAAUGAAUUAGGCACGGGUGUAUAUCCAUAUUUGCCUCUUAGGAGGUAUAUAUUUUAUGGCUACUGUAGGCCUGGUGUAAAAGAUGAUAAUGAUGACACCUGCAGCCAUAUCUAUUCACAUUUGAUCAUUCGUUUUUAAAUCAAGUCACGGCCACCCGUUCAUAUUAUUUAUUUGUGAUGUCAUUUAGAUUUCUAAAGGAAGAAGAUUUUUACAGAGGUAGACAGGUGACAGGUAUGAGGAUGUUUGCAUUUCAGUACCCUUUAUAAGGAAAAUGUGACUUGCAUUUAUUUGUAUCACUGUUAAUGCACAAUUCUCACUAUUCUCUCAUGUGCAUAGUACACUGGGAAAUGGUUAAAAUACUGCUAGUCGGGAUCCCGGCGGUCACAAUGCCGCCGCCUGGAUCCCGGCUAGCGGUGAAAUGUCACCGCCGGAAUACCGGCGCCACAGCCUAUUCUCCCUCUGUGACCAUGACACCCAUAGAGGGAGAAAAAAAACUGCAGCGUGGCAAGCGCAGUGAGCCCGCAAGUGGCUUUCUAGCGCUCACUCCACUGCCGGCAUUACGAUGGACAGUAUCCCGCUUUUGGGAUCAUGACAGCCGGGAUCCCGUCCGCCGGCAUUUCAUUUUGAUCCCAGUACACUUGAUUACAUUAUUAUAUAUUGUGUACAAAUAAGGUAAUGCAACUUUUAUAUUUACUACAGACACCGUCAAGCCACAUCUCUGUGCUAUCGUUAGAUGUAUGAUUGAGAUGCAUCUAACUCUAGGCUCUAUAUUACUGAGGUGGGAUUACUCACAUUAUCUAGCUGUUCUUCCCGUUCUUUGCACAGGAGUUUCUGAUUUUCACAGUUGUCAGUAUAAAUGAGUGUUCAAAAUCUGGUUAAUCUAUAGAGAUGUAAAUUUGAGACGUCUUAAUGUAAGUAAAUAUUAAUCCAUGGUUCUUGGCGUUACCCGAGGAGAUACGGUAAACAGUACAGGAGCAUUUUUGUAGUUUAUUAAAUUCUACACACUGGAGCUGCAAUCCAAAUUUUGAUCCGAUUGGCCGUUUGGGCGAGAUCAUUCACACAACGCAAGCCAUGCAUCGGUAAUGACGUCAUUAUGUCAAUCCCCUUUUCAUCCCCUUAGGGGAGGGUUAUCAAAAUUCUAAUUACGUAGUUUUCCUAUUUCCCACCUGCAGAAUACUUAUGUUACAUUUCAGCUUCCUAACAUAUCGGGAAGUAUGAGAAUUAGUGAUGAGUCAGUCAGUCAGUCAGUGAGGUCUUUCACAUUUAUAUAUAUAUAGAUGACACAGUGGGCCUGAUUCAUGUUUGUAAGUAAAGCAAAUUAUGAAGCAACAGGACAAAACUAUGAUGCACUGCAGGUGGGGCAGAUGUAAUGUGCAGAGAGAUUUGGUUUCGGGUGGGUUAUAUUGUUUCUGUUCAUGGUAAAUAUUGGCUGCUUUAUAUUUGCACUGAAAUUUAGAUUUCAGUUUGUACACAUCACACCCAAAUGUAACUGUCUCUGCACAUGUUACAUUGGCCACACCUGCAGUGCAACAUGGCUUUGCCCAGUUGCUAAUUUGCUUUAUUUACCAACAUGAAUCAGGCCCAGUGUCCCUUAUCUGUCUAAGCACACAUGCUUUGUCAUUAUAGAGGGGUUGGUAAAUUGUGUGUUUGUAUAAAUGCAAGAUCAUGAUUCACUUAACAUUAUUAUGUCUGACACCUGAUAGGGAGACACAGUUCCAUUGCCUCAUUGCUACCUUCAGUCUGUGCUAUCUUGCAGCACAGGUAACAGAAACCAUGGGGGUAAUUCUGAGUUGAUCGCAGCAGGAUUUUUUUUUAGCAGUUGGGCAAAACCAUGUGCACUGCAGGGGAGGCAGAUAUAACAUGUGCAGAAAGAGUUAGAUUUGGGUGGGGUGUGUUCAAUCUGCAAUCUAAAUUGCAGUGUAAAAAUAAAGCAGCCAGUAUUUACCCUGCACAGAAACAAAAUAACCCACCCAAAUCUAACUCUCUCUGCACAUGUUAUAUCUGCCUCCCCUGCAGUGCACAUGGUUUUGCCCAACUGCUAAAAAAAAUCCUGCUGCGAUCAACUUGGAAUUACCCCCCAUGUUCUGUAGCUCUUUUCUGUCUGUGCCACAAAAUAGAGGAUGAGGGUAAAAACAACUUUUUGUUCCCCUUUGUGACUUUUAAUUUGCCAGAGAAGUAAUAUACGUGUAGAAUAUCUGGUGCCAAAUGUAAGAAUAUUGUUUUGCAUGAAUUCAGGAACUAGAUCACUGUUUGAUUGUCUUAAAUCUGCUGUGAUAACAAAAUGUUUUCUCUACUCUUCAGCUGCACCAAGGGCCACAGUGAUUCAAAAUGUUUUUUUAUGCGGUUUAUAAUUAUUGCCAAUCUGUGUUUCCCAAAUUAAAAAAUAAAUGAAAAUGAUCGAUUUCAACUGA
This is a messenger RNA of Pseudophryne corroboree (corroboree frog), 5868 nucleotides long. RefSeq names its product gamma-glutamyltransferase 7 (gene GGT7). Gene Ontology annotation, biological process: glutathione catabolic process. Gene Ontology annotation, cellular component: plasma membrane. Lineage: Eukaryota; Metazoa; Chordata; Amphibia; Anura; Myobatrachidae. The coding region runs from base 160 to 2124 and encodes 654 amino acids. Gene Ontology annotation, molecular function: glutathione gamma-glutamate hydrolase. The transcript has 15 exons. The record is from RefSeq and is a predicted model, not a curated record.